Messenger RNA from Ostertagia ostertagi, 363 nucleotides. The record is from the annotation of a GenBank genome assembly. Lineage: Eukaryota; Metazoa; Nematoda; Chromadorea; Rhabditida; Trichostrongylidae.
AUGCAGAGCGGCCACGCGUCUCUUGGAUACGUCUCUUUUGAUUCCGCCUGGAAGCCAAAUGCGGCAAGUUGUGGCAGUGAUAGUAUCAACAGUCUGUACGAGAUGGACGAUGGCUGGAUCUGCAGGAAAUGUGCAGCGCAGUCGGCGAAGCAUCAAAUCCGUGUGGAUCGCGUACCUAUUGAGCUUCCGUUUGCUCUCCCUCCCGGUAUCACCACCUACGACGUGUUGCCUUCGAUUCUUCCCUUGCCGCUAGUCAACUUCUACACAAAGCAUGCCGCUGUAAAACUCAUUGAGCAAGCUUUGGGCCACAUUGAGCUUCUUGAGUGUCCUGGAUGUAAACAAGCCGUCGAACUCUGUGAACCA